AUGUCGUUCUGGUGGUUUCUCCCUGAAAGUACGUGGAUCUACCAGGCCAUUUGGGUAUUCUUUUGGCUCCAUCGAUACGUCCGUACAAUCGUUCACUUCUGGAGCCAUUGGGUCUACAAAUCUGUCCCAAUUCCUGCGAAUCCCAACUACACAGCCAAAGAUGUGACGGUAAUCAUCCCUACGAUUCAUAACAACUUCGAGGAGUUGAGGGAUUCAUUACAAAGCAUCCUCGCGUGCCACCCCUGUGAGCUGCUCCUGGUAACCACGUCCGACAAAUAUGAUAAACUUGUCAAGUUCACAAAAACUCUCGAGGCUUCGAACAUUCGAGUUUUCCAAACACGGAUUGCGAAUAAGCGGAUACAGGUCUGCGAGGCUAUUCCCGAGGUCAAGACGUCCAUCAUCAUUAUGGCGGAUGACGAUGUCACGUGGCCCAACACAAUUCUACCUUGGCUUCUGGCUCCCUUCGAAAAUGAGAGAAUUGGUGGUGUAGGACCAAACCAACGAGUCAAGAGAGUCCGGUCAGGACCACUUAUGGCCAGAAACUACAACUGGUUGGGCGCAGCGUACAUUGAGCGACGCAACUUUGAGAUCUCGGCUACGCACGGCAUCGACGGUGGAACGUCCUGCAUGUCUGGCCGCACCUGCGCCUUCCGCUCGGAGAUUCUGCAAAGCUCAUUGUUCUUGGAGGGCUUCAAGACUGAGCGCUGGGGUCCGUAUACGCUCAAUGCCGAUGAUGACAAUUUUGUUACACGCUGGUUGGUCUCGAAGCAGUGGAAGACAUGGAUCCAGUACAACCGGGAAUGCGAAAUAGAGACAACCCUUGAGAACAACAUGAAAUUCUUGUAUCAAUGCUCUCGUUGGGCGCGCAGCAACUGGCGGAGCAAUUACACAAGUCUUGUCACAGAAGGAUAUGUUAUUCGACAACAACCUUGGUGCACAUACGCCCUCCACAUCGCCACCUUCACCUCCCUCUCGGUUCUCUUUGAUCCUGUCAUCCUUAUCUUGACCUUCCGAGCUUUCAGAGACCUACCCGGCAACGGCCAACUCUACUGCCUCUACGCUCAACUCGCCUUCAUGUUCUGGACCAAAGUCAUCAAGCUAGUGGGCCUCUUCAUCCGCGAACCCACUGAUAUCGUGUUUCUGCCGCUUUCCAUCCUUUUCGGAUAUUUCCACGGUUUUAUCAAACUAUGGGCAUUAGCGACCCUUCGCAUGACAUCCUGGGGCAGCCGCGCAGACGGUGACACUAACGACAGCCAGCGUAUGACACCCCGAGCACGUCGCAGCGAAAGCAUUACCCUCCCACCGGGCAAUCACCCCGUCCUCGUCCGCUACAAGGACGACAAGAGCUACAUCCCUUCCACAGAGAAGCCAACCACGGCUCCCUCAGCCGCCCCAGACUACCGGUCUGAGAGCGACCUAGACGCAGUAUCCAUCAGCUUGUCUUACGACCUUAACGAUUCCAACGACGAUUCAGAUUCUAGUUCGGCUUCGGAUUAA
Hyaloscypha bicolor E is the source of this 1497-nucleotide messenger RNA. Its product is annotated as glycosyltransferase family 2 protein. NCBI's taxonomy places the organism in Eukaryota, Fungi, Ascomycota, Leotiomycetes, Helotiales, Hyaloscyphaceae. The coding region runs from base 1 to 1497 and encodes 498 amino acids. The transcript has 4 exons. The record is from RefSeq and is a predicted model, not a curated record.